AUGGACCGAUUGCCACUUGAGAUUCUCCGGGUAAUCACUAGCUAUCUCUCUCCAGAAGACCUGGUCAUUUUGCAGCUGGUAUCACGGAGUCUAUAUGCUGCCGCGCGUGAUAACGUCGUAUGGCGCGAGAUAUGCUAUCUGGCUCUGAAAGAGCGCUUUAUGAAGUUGAAGCAGAAGCUCGCUUUAUAUACACUAUCUAGCAAACGGGUGUGGCAGUCUCACCUGUUUGAGGAUACCCCAGCCAACGCUGCGGUGCGUUGGGACCCGUCAGACCCAGAGGAGGAAAUUGACUGGUGUGCCGAAUACGUUGCUCGCUAUGGCCCUAUGAAUGUCACUUGGUUACAGAGUCCGGCUGUUGAAGACCUUAAUGACCGUGGUCGUCCACUGGAGGCCAAAGGGGUUGGCGUCCUAAAGAACAGGAGUUACGGUGCAGACGACCAGGUUGUUGGACUACUUGAGAACGGCUUGGUGGCUAUUUGGGAUGCUAGUCGGGGGAAAGCUGCUCGGUCAAGUCGUUCUGUGCUUUCGCUUCCCAGUCUCUCGUCGUCGGCUAAUCUGAAUGAUACGGUGCAUGAUGGCAUUACAGAGCGAAUCAGUGUUGAUUCUAUCUCACAGAGAGCAUAUAUUGCUGACGCCAACGUUGUUAAUGAAGUGGACUUGUCCACCCUGGAGCUGAUCUCGCAGAGGACUUAUCCAGAGUGUAUAUUUGCUUUAUCACAGGAGACGCCAGACUACCAGGCCCCUAUUACGGUUGCCACAAGGAAAGGGCUCCAUCUAUUCGAUCCGAGACUCCAGCCGGUGUAUCAACAGAGAGAUACAUCUAUUCUCCUGGAGUCUCACUCAUCAUUACAUCCAACUGCCGGAAAUUCUGGAACAGUGAAUUAUACCGAGUUACUUCAGCCCGGCCCUCACUGCAUCCUCCACCCUCCACCCCCGAGCACGAAUUCCAUAGUCGUGGCUGGGCGAUUCCCGAGUAUCCUUCUUUAUGACCGCCGAAAUCUGGGACGCCUACAAGCAAGUGUACACUCUGGUGCUCGGUUAUGCGGGCUGGCGGCCUUGCCAGCCAUCCCCAAAUACUAUCGUCCGUCAGAUUCCAGCGUUCGAGGUCAGUCUUUCGUUGCAUGCGGAGAGAAUAGGGGGAUUGGCUCCAUAGAAAUAUACUCCCAUACGUCUCCAAAUACAGAUGGCAACUCUGCCUUCACAAUCAAAACUGUCAACGUCAACAGAGCGUCUGCUUCUCCCUCAAAGCUUCUCUCUGUAGCCCUCCAUGGAUCUCGGAUUGUGUUUUCAGAUUCAGUGGGCCGCAUCAUUUGGAUGGAGAGAGACGGCAGGACGCCUUUACGGACUCUGGACCUGAACGGCAGGUCUCUGGUGACUAUGGAAGGGAGGGUGAUUAACCCCACCAUUGAACAAGACUGUGAUUAUGGCGCAAACAGCCGUGUAGCUCGCAAGAUCAUACCUACCAGGGGCAGCAGGCUGGACCAAGACGGGCUGAUCAUCUGGACUGGAUCUCAAAUUGGGCGGGUACGCUUCUCCCAUGCCGACAAAGAAGAACCGCCAGUAGCUGAAGAGCCCUCCGAACAAGAAGUAGAGAGGAUGAGGAUUGAAAGGGAGGCCUGGCGGGACUUUAGAAAGUGCAUGUCUAUGGGCUGGAUAUGA
Molecule: messenger RNA, 1659 nt
Organism: Trichophyton benhamiae CBS 112371
Lineage: Eukaryota; Fungi; Ascomycota; Eurotiomycetes; Onygenales; Arthrodermataceae
Exons: 2
Coding region: 1-1659 (552 amino acids)
Biological process (GO): protein polyubiquitination
Molecular function (GO): protein binding
Source: RefSeq, a predicted model, not a curated record